CUUAAAUUUUGAAUGUUUAAAUUUUAGAUUUUAAGAGUUUUUGUGUUUUUUUGAACAAGUAAUAGGAAUGAUAUGUGUUACAUCGUGUGAUUUUUUUAAACUGCAAUGCUACUGUUAAUCUAAACUUUUUAUGAAGCCUUAUUUUGUACAUUUAACUGUUUGUCUAUUGCAAUCUUAACUUACAUUUCUCUGCAUUUAACAUAACUUAAAAUGUGUUCUUCAAGAUCAGGUACAUACAAAAACAAAACAAAAAAUGACAAUAAACAAGAAAUAGACAAUUAAGGGAAAUAAUAAUAUGGAGACGGUAAUGGCACACACUGGCACACACUGAGAUUUUUUAAUAUUUUCCGUAGUUUACUUUCAAAGCGAAUCGAUUGUGGGUUCAAAUGAUUAAAACAGCAUGAUAACAUACUGGACAAUCAUAUUUAAAACAGAUGUAUGUAGCUACAAAUCAUAUGAUCACAAUGCAAAUUUUUGUUGAGAUAAAGAGUUGUAGAAUCUAGUUACCAAUAGAAAUGAGUGAACUUUUGUGAAUUUACCUCUUUCCCAUGUGAAUAACACCUUGUCAAUAGUGAAUUCUGCCUCUUGUUCUCUGGGAGUAUGACAUCACAUUCUUGAAGACAAAAAACACUACUUGUGAAAGAAAAUCCAUAGACAAAGCUGGAUUUCUGGAGGAAUGGAAUGCAAACAAAUCAGCAGGCUCAUUCUUCUGAUGACAGUUAUAGGUGUUCCAUGUUACUUAGCCGAUUAUAUAAAAAUAGAGACAACCUCACUGACUGCUGUUCAGGGGACAUGUGUUGAGAUCAGAUGUAAAGUCACUGGAGUUUUACCUGAUGAAGAUGCUCUGUGGUUCUGGAUGAAGGAUGGAAAAUGGGAUGAAGGCAAACUCAGUGGCACCACUGUUUACAGUAACAAGCCCACAGAACAACACAUCAGUCCACAGUUUAGACAUCGAGUCAAUUACACUGGAUCUACACGAUUAGAGAAUACAGCCUUAUCCUCCAAUAAUCCAUCAUGCAGUGUUAAAAUCUGUAAUCUGACAGAACAGGACAGUGGAGAGUAUUUUUUCAGAUAUAUCUCUAAGGAGCGGGACUUUAAAUGGAGUACAUGGAAUAAUGCUGUCAUUACAGUCACAGAAAACCCAUGUCCAAUCACAUUCAACAAACCAGCAUCUGUAGAAGAGUCUCAAACCAUCACUCUCACAUGUUCUACUCCGAGUUCAUGUUCUGAAAACUUGGAAAUUCAAACUGUUCCUCCGUCUGGUUUAAGAACAUCUCAGUAUGGUUAUAGUUAUUCUGUUACUGCAUCCUACAGAGCCUCAUGGACGGACGACGGCAAAGAGUUCACCUGUCAAACACGAGGAAACAAGAACCCACAGCUGAUGAAGAAGAUCACGAUCUCAGUGGAGUAUUCUCCUCAUGGAACACAGGCAGUAAUGAGCUCCACUAGUGUUAAAGAGGGUCAUUCUGUAACUUUGACUUGUUCGGCCAAAGGAAAUCCGGCCCCAGUCUUUACCUGGUACAAGAACAACCAGAGGAGGUCCUCCUCUCACAGUGGAGCCAUUUGGAAAAUUGACUCAGCUCAGACUGAACACAGUGGAGAGUAUGUUUGUACUGCUCAAAACAAACAUGGGACAGAAAGAUCCAACUCUGUCCACAUAGAUGUUCAAUAUGCACCUGUUGUAGAGGUGAGAGUGUCUUCACCUCAACCUCCAUAUAAACAAGACCAGACACUUACACUCAGCUGUACUGUGAUCCGGAGCAACCCCCAUCCUCAUAGAUAUAACUGGUAUAAAAAUGAUCAGAGAGUGUCCUGGGGACAGACGUAUGUUAAGACUCUGCAGCCUGAAGACAGUGGCUCUUACACAUGCUCCGCUGAAAACACUGUGUCCUCUGCAAAGUCAGGACCUCUGCAGAUAGAUGUUGAGUACAAACCAAAGAACACCAACAUUGAAAUAGUUGGUCAGAGCAGAGAAGUAGCAGUGGGUCACUCUGUGACUCUCAAAUGUAACAGUGAUGCCAACCCUCCUCCUCACACAUACUACUGGUAUAAAGGCAGUCAAUAUCUUCAGGGAAUAAGUGAAAACAGACUGGAGAUGAAGAAAGUGCAGAGAGCAGACGAGGGCUGCUACAGCUGCAAAUUGCCACCAACAAACACGGAUCAGGCUACAGCACAAACCUGUGUAUAUUCUCCCACCAGUCUGACUCUGUCCAUGGACUCAGAGGUGACAGAGGGACAGAAUGUCUCCAUCACAUGUCGUGUGGACAGUUCUCCAGUGUCCACCCUGACCCUCAGCAGGACCUCACAGGGUUCUCCAGUGGAGCUGCUCAGAGACACUGAGCACAACUCUCUGAUCUACUCUGUCACUGUGACCUCUGCCCAUUCAGGAGAAUACACCUGCUCCGCCCACAACAGUGUGGGCUCAGACAGCACCAAGAGGUCACUCACCGUCAAAUAUGCUCCUCAGAAGGUGAGAGUCCAGGCUGAUCCAGGUCUGAUGGUCAAAGAGAACACAACACUGACGUUACACUGCAGCGCUCUGAGCCAUCCUCCUGUGAGCUCAGUGACCUGGAGCAGGGGCCCCACGGGGCAGGAGUCCCUUGUGCACACGGGGCCCACCUUCAGUGUGAGCUCAGUCAGUGUGAACGACAGUGGCCUCUACAGCUGCACCGCCCACAACCAGGUCGGACAAGGAACGUCUCCACCAGCUGAAGUUCAAGUCAUGUUUGGUCCAAAGCAGGCUGUGGUGCUGAGAGCAGAGGAGGAGCAGGGCCCUGAUGGGAGCAGCUCAGUGACUCUGAGCUGCAGCAGCCACAGCUUCCCCCCGGUCAACCUCUACACCUGGUACAGGAGGACGGAGGACGGAGAGCUCAAAGUGUCUGAGAACAUCAACUACACUGUGCUGUCCACACAGCCCGGAGUCUACUACUGCACUGCCAAGAACCAGAUCAGUGAGAGCACGUCUGAGCCAGUCAGCCUCUUUCUACAGGAAAGCUUUGUGAAGUACAUUGGUCUGGCUCUGGUGCCUCUGUUGAUCAUCUUAUGUGCUUUCAUUGUUUACAGACUGAAAAUAAAGGGGUCGUUUGAAGAAGAAAGAACGAACAAAUCAUGGUGGAGGAGUUGCUCAAAGGCUGUGGGACGAUGGCACAGCUCCAGAGGCUGCUCAGAGGAUGUCCAUGCAGAGACACCUGGAAGGAGAGAUGUCCCACCACCUCAGCAGAGAGCAGACAUGAUGAACAGUACAUCCAGUGUCAAUGUUCUUUACUCCACUGUGAACCCCUCCAAAGAUAAACGGAGCCGUCCUGGCACCAGUGAUCAAAACGCAGACUCUCUCUUCUAUGCCUCUUUGCACUUUGACAAGAACCGAUCGGCUAUGAUCCCCAAAGACAGAGAGGAAGUCGUCUACUCCACUGUAAAGAAGCAUCAUGAGGAAGCAGGAGAUGUCUAUGAGAAUGUUAGAAAAAAGGCGGAUUGUUCAGCUGCAGCAGACAGCAGUGAGGAUGAGGUGGAUGUGAAUUACUCCGAGGUGAACUUCAGGAGGAAAGUGACGGCAGCGGAGGAGGAGUACUCAGGGCUCAACUUCUAAACAUAAUUAGGAGCAGUUACGAGAAGCUCACGAAAAACUGUAAAUGAAACCAGGAACACUGUAUUCUUCACCCUUAAGCUGUGUUCAGACCGUAGCAUCAAAAAUAUGCUGGACACCUCUAGUUGGACGCCUUUGCAUUUGAGUUCAGACGCCCCUGAUGUGCGUCUUGGAUGCCAUGGAUGAACAGGAGAAAAAUACUUGAUGCACGUCCAGAGCAUCCACUGUGGUUUGUGAGUGUCUUGUUUUCCUGGUCAAGAGAGUGGUCGAGUUAGUGUAUUUAUUUCACAAAACCCAUCAGCGGAUGGCGAUCAGCACGGCGGCAUAUAUAUAUAUAUAUUUAUACUCUACUUAUGACAUGGUGUAGAUUUCUUGUUAUAGUGUUUGUGGCCCCCGGGUCUUUCUCUUUCUUCUACUUCUUCCAGAUAACAACGUCGCUAUGUUACUAGAUAGUAGUCCCUGAUAAGUGGACUUGGCACGCUUGACAUCAAAAGUUCUGCUUUUUCUACUUCUGACGCCAACGCCUUGGGCAUAUCCAGAGCAUAGAUGCUGACACCUGAAGACGAGCCGCAAAAACUAAAGACACUAUAGACACGCGUCCACAUAAACUUUGCAUAUAAACUGGACGCCUUGAUGCCCAGGUCUGAACUCAGUUUACACUGCCUACAUACGCCGCAUCUCAACCCAUUUUCACUGCAGCAGUAGAACCAUCAGCCUCCUCAGCCUGUCCUUCUCCUCACUCAUCUGUCUCCCCUGGUUGAAUUUCUUUAUUUGUGGUUUAUUUGAGACUGUGGGGGGUCCCUUGAAAUAUUGAGUUGGUGGGUGGUCAUCAUGUAUUAGCUCUGCCUUUCACACAGCUUUUUAAAUUUUGUUUUAUUCUAUUUUUCGGAGGAUUUAUUUUUAAUGUAUGUAUAUAAACUAAAGUUAUUUUUAUUAAACUGGUUUGUAAAGUUA
Molecule: messenger RNA, 4537 nt
Organism: Boleophthalmus pectinirostris (great blue-spotted mudskipper)
Lineage: Eukaryota; Metazoa; Chordata; Actinopteri; Gobiiformes; Gobiidae
Product: B-cell receptor CD22-like
Exons: 16
Coding region: 677-3586 (969 amino acids)
Source: RefSeq, a predicted model, not a curated record